UCUUCAAUUCUUCCAACCUCAGGUCUCUUCCUUAUAUCUUUUCCCUUCACCCAUGCACAGUGAUAUGGAGCAAACAAGGUAUUGGAUGUGGACUAGAAGGAAAUCGGGUGAGAGAACCCUUUUCGGCUCCCCACUCCACCAAAUCUCCACCAGCUCCUCCUACAAUGACUCAUGGGAAGAGCAAGCCUUUGCCGAGGACUCUGCAGGCCACUUGGGUGGUUGCGUCUGGCCUCCGAGAUCCUAUUCGUGCAGCUUUUGUCGACGGGAAUUCCGAUCAGCCCAAGCACUUGGUGGUCACAUGAACGUGCAUCGAAGGGACAGAGCGAGGCUCAGACAGUCUUCAAGCCCCGCAAGAGAAAGCCAUGACGGUGAUCAGCAACAUCACCGCAGUCCUUGCACGCCACCAGGCACAUUGCACCUGGGCCGCGUUGGUUCUCCGGUAUGCAACAGCAAUUCUAACCCUAGUUGUGAUGUUAUGGCAUCAAUUCUCUCUCCUAGGUUAUCAGCAGCAUCCACCGGAGGAAACAGCAAAAGCUCGAUGGUUUCUCCUGCCCAUUCUGCGACCACUAUUCACGAGAACCCAAUGAAAUCCCUUUUCACUGCUGCUGCUCGAUCCUUUGCAGAUCCAACAAACGUUCGACAACUUACUUUGCCAGAACUUGAACUGGGAAGAGAGAAUUUGAAGCUGAGGGAAGUAGGUUUUCGGAUGUCGAGAAAUCCGGGCGAUGAGGAGGAGACCAUCACUAGUAGCAAAAGACGGCGGACUGAUCCUUUGUUUCCUUUUUGCAAAGGACCCACUCCGAUCGACCAACAAAAACUCCAUUCUGAGGUACUCAGUCCUUUCCCUGAUGAAGAAUUAGAUCUUGAGCUUCGGCUCGGGCAUCGUCCUAAAGAUAAAUAGAAUUGCGAAUCUGUCGUGCUUGGGUAUUUGUUUGUAUCCUUGGUUUCUUCUUUCCUUUUCUACUUCUCAACUUUUGGCCAAAGGCCUUUCUCAUCUUCAGAUUGAAUGGUUGCAUCUUUAAAUUUCUCUGUGGUCAGAGAUUGUAAGAAUAACACUACUGGUGCAUAUAUUAGAAUGCAAUUUCAAUUUUAUGAACAAA
This is a messenger RNA of Elaeis guineensis (African oil palm), 1100 nucleotides long. RefSeq lists its product as uncharacterized. The record is from RefSeq and is a predicted model, not a curated record. Lineage: Eukaryota; Viridiplantae; Streptophyta; Magnoliopsida; Arecales; Arecaceae.